Molecule: messenger RNA, 1122 nt
Organism: Andrographis paniculata
Lineage: Eukaryota; Viridiplantae; Streptophyta; Magnoliopsida; Lamiales; Acanthaceae
Exons: 7
Coding region: 183-1046 (287 amino acids)
Source: RefSeq, a predicted model, not a curated record
GGCUUUCUCAUACAAACUACCAGAACUAACAGGAUGAUGACACGUGUCUUCCAGGUUCAUCCUUCUCGCAUCCCAUAUCUAUAGUUCAUAAUCGGAAGAGCAUUUUCAAAUUCGAAAAAGGUUUUUCCUCGGGAGCGCGGGACGGGUGGUACCUGUGGUCUGUGGAGGUAACUGUAGGCACAAUGCACAGAGACAGAGGAGCCUCCAAUCACUUGGGUAGCCCGUACGACAGAAUGUUUGGUGGAAAAGAUCCUUUUGAUGAUCCUUUCUUUAGUCGUCCCUUUGGCAGUUUGUUUGGAUCUAUGUCCACCAGUGUACGAGGUAGUUUGCAGCACUCAAACAGAUCAAAGCAAUUAGUUAUUGAAGAGCUAGGCAGUGAUGCAGCGGAAAUGACAGAAGGCGAAGAAGAAAAUGAUAAUACUGAUGCUGGAUGGUCAAAUAGAAAUCCACUUGUUGUACACCCAGAAGAUCAAGACAAAGAGAAUGGGAAGAAUUACGACAGCAAUAUAAACAAAAUUUCUUGUUAUACAAACCAAAGCAAAGGAGAGGGGCUGCAGCCACAAAAUAAUAGUAUGAGCUUCCAGAGGGUUACAUAUGGUGGAGUGAAUGGAGCAUACUAUACUGCAACAACUUCUCGUCGAACAGGGAGUGAUGGGUUGACACUUGAAGAGAGCAAACAAGCUGAUCGAACAACGGGUCAAGCAACUCAUAGAAUCUCCAGAGGAAUUCAAGACAAGGGGCACUCAGUCACAAGGAAGUUGGAUUCAGAUGGUAAGGUGGACACAGUUCAGACCCUUCACAACUUGGAUGAAGACGAGCUUGUGGGCUUUGAGAAAGAUUGGAGUGACAGGGAUCUGCAUGGAUGGAAUCCUUUCGAUUUUUCUAGGAGUUCAGCAGGUCCACUGUCUGCCUGGGAAGGGUUCUCAGAUCCAUUCAAUGAUAACGAUGCUUCCCGUAGGAAGAGUGGGUCAAGUUUCCAUCACAGCACCUUCCAAAAUCAAUCUCCCAGGGGAAAACCUAAAAAGGUCAGAAUUAAUAUCGAGUAAAAUAUCUAUAUGAAGCCUAGUGUCCAUGUUGUUCUCUUUCAGCUUCUUGCAGUAUAUGAAUAAUCAACUUCCAGAG